Molecule: messenger RNA, 1529 nt
Organism: Cryptomeria japonica (Japanese cedar)
Lineage: Eukaryota; Viridiplantae; Streptophyta; Pinopsida; Cupressales; Cupressaceae
Exons: 4
Coding region: 75-1328 (417 amino acids)
Biological process (GO): regulation of DNA-templated transcription
Cellular component (GO): nucleus
Molecular function (GO): zinc ion binding
Source: RefSeq, a predicted model, not a curated record
UCUCUAUAUAUAUAAUCUCAAUUUCCUAACCGCGAGGGUUCUUGCUGGGAGGGUGUUUCCAAUGAAAGGGCAAGAUGGUGAGUACAGAAUCAGGUAAGUGGCUUGAAGAUUCCUUGCAACAGCUCUGCAGCAAAGUGGAAUCUGGGUUGCAGCUGGACAAUGAUGUCAUCUCAGGACUUGUAUACUAUUGUGAAAAUGCCCUUCCUGAGGAUGCCAAAGAAUAUAUUAUUAAUAUACUUGGCAAGGAAACAGGCCAAGACAUUGUAGAAGAGUACAUGCUAAGAAGAUCCUCUAGAAGGAAUCUCAAUUUAGACAUGGUUCCAAAGGAGGAUAUACAAGUCUAUAUGAAGCCCCCUGCGGAGGGAUUCUGGUCUGGUGGAAACAAAAAAGUAACAAAGAGUGUAGCUGUUCAGAAGGAAAUGAAAGCACCAACAGAAAAUUCAGAUGUAAAGGAUUCUGCAAAUGGCAAAGUGAAUGCUGUCAAGAAAAAGAAAGGGUCUAGAGCUAUUUCUAUAGCAGAAGCUGCAAAAGGCUCUGUUGUUCUCCAACCUGGGAAACCUUGUGAUUGCCAAGCUCGUAGGCACAAACUUGUCACAAAUUGUCUUUCUUGUGGUAAGAUUAUUUGUGAACAGGCUGGAGAAGGUCCUUGCAGCUUUUGUGGUGCUCUUGUGUUACGUGAGGGAUCUAAUUAUGCAGGUCUUGAUAAUGUUGCAUUCCAGUUAUCCGAAGCAGAAUCCAAGGCAGAGGCUUUUAAAAAUAGGCUUGUGGAGUAUGAUCGUAAUUCAGCUGAGCGGACAUCUGUGAUUGAUGACCAAAGUGAUUAUUAUGAAUAUGAAGGGAACACUUGGAUAUCAGAAGAGGAAAAGAAGCUCUUACAGAAGAAGCAGGAGGAAAUCGAAGAAGCCAAACAAGCUAAUCGAAACAAAGUGGUUGUCACCUUUGAUCUAGUUGGUCGUAAGGUUGUGAUGACUGAUCAAGUAGCAGCAGAGCUUGAGACACAGAACAGCAUACUGCGGCCUACUUUUGUGACUGAAGAUAGAGCUAGCAAUCGUAUAAAAUCAAAUCCACAUAUAAGAGAACAACCAGUAUUUAUAGAUGCUUCUGGAGCAGGGAACUCUCGCAGAGACAAGAAGGUGCUCGGAUCUCACACUGGUCUUUUGUAUGAGAUAAGUGGAAGAGUGCAGCAUGAUGAUCCAUUAGUGGGAACACUUUCCCCAGGUGGAAUUAAAUUAACAGAAAUAUCUGUCAAUGCUCCUUGGCAAGGACCAAAAGUCAGGAUGCAAUCUUUUGGGGAACUUGAAAACAAUGAAUGUUCGGUUGAUGUUUGACAAAGUCUACUAAACCAAGUCAAGUUCAACAAGAAGUUUUGCUUGCAGAAUUUUCUUGCAAACAGCAUGUGUCACCUAACAUUCCUUAUUCAAGAUUAAUAAAUGUUUCUGUCAAUAAUGUAAAUCUUUGAAUACAUGUGAAGUGGUAACCAAAUUCAAGCUUGAUUUUAUAUCAAACACAGGUAUGAGCCUUUUGUUGUC